UCAGUCCAAAGAUCACGGUUUGCGCAGGUGUCUGUUGCCUGUGAGGGUAUAUAACGGACCCGGAGAGCUCGAGGCAAGAGUAGGAAACACACAGCGAGGAGAGGAGAGGAGACGAGAGGGACAGAGGCAGAGCGAGUGACAGAUAGAGACAGACGGAGACAGACGCGGAGAGAGAGACAGAGACAGAGCGAGAGGCGGAUAGAGACAGACGGAGACAGACGCGCGGAGAGAGACAGAGACAGAGCGAGAGGCGGAUAGAGACAGACGGAGACAGACGCGGAGAAGGAGAGACAGAGACAGACACAGGGAGACAGAGAGAGACAGACAGACAGAGGAGAACAUCACAGCGAGACAGAGACAGAGAGAGAGACACACACACACACACACACACAGAGAGAGGGGGAGACCUACCUCGGUGUAGAUGGACGCUGGAAUGGACCUGCUACACAGCUCUGGGGUGGACUUGGUGCAGUAUCUACAGGUGAACUACAAGGAUUCUCAGGGCUGGUUCACCUUCAUCUCGUUCGUGGCUGACCUGAGGAACACCUUCUUCGUUUUCUUCCCCAUCUGGUUCCACGUGUGCGAGGCCGUGGGGGUCAAGCUGAUCUGGGUGGCCGUGAUCGGGGACUGGCUCAACCUCAUCUUCAAAUGGAUUCUGUUCGGACAGAGACCCUACUGGUGGGUGCACGAAACCUCUUACUACGCGGGCUCCCCCGUACCUGACCUGGAGCAAUUUCCCAUCACCUGCGAGACAGGACCAGGAAGCCCCUCGGGUCACGCUAUGGGGUCAGCGGGCAUCUGGUACGUGAUGGUGACAGCGGUCCUGACCUUUGCCCUCCGCAACAAGGAGCAUCGCAUCCAGAGCUGGUUCCUGCGAGCGGGGCUGUGGGGAGCCUUUUGGAUCAUGCAGAUCAGCGUCUGUGCCUCCAGGGUCUUUGUGGCCACUCACUUUCCCCAUCAGGUCUUCAUGGGGGUCAUCUCAGGGAUGGUGGUGGCCGAGGCUUUCGGUCGCAUCAACGGGAUCUACAACGCCACGCUGGCCAGAUACCUGAAGGUCACCCUGUUUCUCUUCUUCUUCGCUCUGGGCUUCUACCUGCUGCUCCUGGUGCUGGGUGUGGACUUGCUGUGGUCAGUGGAGAAGGCCAAGCGCUGGUGCGCCAGGGACGAGUGGGUCCACAUGGACACGACGCCCUUCGCCGGGCUGGUCAGGAACCUGGGAGCCUUCUUCGGCCUCGGUCUGGCCCUCAACUCGCCCAUGUACGCAGAGAGCUGCGGGGGCAAGAGGGGGCGUCAGCCGGCCUUCAGGCUGGGCUGCAUCGGGGCCUCCCUCCUCCUCCUCCACCUGUUCGACUCGGUCAAGCCGCCCACCCAUGCCGAGCUGCCCUUCUACCUCCUCUCCUUCUGCAAGAGCGCGGCUGUGCCUCUGGCCUCGGCCGCCAUCAUCCCCUACUGCCUCUCCCACCUCGUGUCCUCUCCGCACAACGCCAAGGGCCUGUAAGCGAGAAAACGCCAGGCUCCUGGGGGAGGGGAGGGUAAAGCACCGGCAGGGGACAGGGGACGGGAAUCCUUCCUUCCAGCAAUCGAUCUGCCUUUCAUGUGCCGGCAACCAGAAUCCAACUGAAUAGAGACGACAUUCCCAAACUGUGGUGGGAUCUCCUGCUCUGCCUGGUGACCUCCUGUUCUGUCGUCCUGGGACAAUUUGUUGUCGU
Messenger RNA from Callorhinchus milii (elephant shark), 1709 nucleotides. RefSeq names its product glucose-6-phosphatase catalytic subunit 1a, tandem duplicate 2 (gene g6pc1a.2). Gene Ontology annotation, biological process: gluconeogenesis; glucose 6-phosphate metabolic process. Lineage: Eukaryota; Metazoa; Chordata; Chondrichthyes; Chimaeriformes; Callorhinchidae. The coding region runs from base 422 to 1498 and encodes 358 amino acids. Gene Ontology annotation, molecular function: glucose-6-phosphatase activity. Gene Ontology annotation, cellular component: membrane. The record is from RefSeq and is a predicted model, not a curated record. The transcript has 5 exons.